Messenger RNA from Gorilla gorilla gorilla (western lowland gorilla), 1591 nucleotides. RefSeq names its product olfactory receptor 2T33. The transcript has a single exon. Gene Ontology annotation, molecular function: olfactory receptor activity; G protein-coupled receptor activity. Lineage: Eukaryota; Metazoa; Chordata; Mammalia; Primates; Hominidae. The record is from RefSeq and is a predicted model, not a curated record. The coding region runs from base 73 to 1050 and encodes 325 amino acids. Gene Ontology annotation, cellular component: membrane. Gene Ontology annotation, biological process: G protein-coupled receptor signaling pathway.
GCUCGUUAUUCAGAUGAUAAAAGCCUCUUCCUUCUCUAUUUUUCCAUUUGCACCAUCACACCAGGGGAAAUUAUGGAGAUGAGAAAUACUACCCCAGACUUUAUUCUCCUAGGACUCUUUAACCACACCAGAACCCACCAAGUCCUCUUCAUGAUGGUUAUGAGUAUCGUUUUGACCUCCCUGUUUGGCAAUUCCCUCAUGAUUCUCCUGAUUCACCGGGACCGCCGGCUCCACACGCCCAUGUACUUCCUCCUGAGCCAACUCUCCCUCAUGGACGUGAUGCUGGUUUCCACCACUGUGCCCAAAAUGGCGGCUGACUACUUGACCGGAAAUAAGGCCAUCUCCCGCGCUGGCUGUGGUGUGCAGAUCUUCUUCCUCCCCACACUGGGUGGUGGAGAGUGCUUCCUCUUAGCAGCCAUGGCCUAUGACCGCUAUGCGGCUGUCUGCCACCCACUCCGAUAUCCCACUCUCAUGAGCUGGCAGCUGUGCCUGAGGAUGACCAUGUUGUCUUGGCUCCUGGGUGCAGCUGACGGGCUCAUGCAGGCUGUUGCUACCCUGAGCUUCCCAUAUUGCGGUGCACACGAGAUCGAUCACUUCUUCUGCGAGGCCCCCGUGCUGGUUCAUUUGGCUUGUGCUGACACUUCAGUCUUCGAAAACGCCAUGUACAUCUGCUGUGUGUUAAUGCUCCUGGUCCCCUUUUCCCUCAUCCUGUCCUCCUAUGGUCUCAUCCUCGCUGCUGUUCUGCACAUGCGCUCUACAGAAGCCCGCAAGAAGGCCUUUGCCACCUGCUCUUCACAUUUGGCUGUGGUGGGACUCUUUUAUGGAGCUGCCAUUUUUACCUAUAUGAGACCCAAAUCCCACAGGUCCACUAACCACGAUAAGGUUGUGUCAGCCUUCUAUAGUAUGUUCACCCCUUUACUAAACCCCCUCAUCUACAGUGUGAGGAACAGUGAGGUCAAGGAAGCCCUGAAAUGGUGGCUGGGGACAUGUGUAAACCUGAAACACCAGCAAAAUGAGGCCCACAGGUCAAGACGAUCUAGUGUCAAAUGACUCUAAGUUCCUGAAUUUAUUAACAUUUUAACACAUUGUAAUUCUCUCCCUUUAGUAGUUCAUGAACAGAAAAUUAAGUUUGUGCAUUGAUAUAAUAAGAUAUUUUUAAGAAUGAAGUGAGCUAAUUGUAUUGAGAGAUACCAUUUUUGAGCAUUUAUGUACUUUUCUUCAAGUGAAGUAAAAUCUAUAUAUUACUUUGUAUCCUAAAACAACCCCAUGAUACAAGUACUGUUGACAGUAUAUCCUACUUUCUAAAAAAAGAAAUUAACAAUGGAAAGUUAAAUAUUGUUUCCAAUUUCACAUAGCGUGGAAAUAUUAAAAAGUGACUCCAGAGCUUGUACCAUAACCUGGAAAAGUUUAUUUCUGUUCAAUAACGUGUUUUGAGUGUUAUUUCCUAUGUGUAUGCUCUAUGAUUAAAAACUAAAUAUGGGGACUCCACCAAAGACAAAUCACAUUAUUUUAAAAUUAUAUUUUAAAAUAUAGUUGCAUGAAAAAGGGGAGGUACACAACUCAAAUGUAACUGCUAUAUUGUCACAUUUCU